AUGGAAGACAUACCAAGUACGUCCGAUCCAGAGUGGGAGAACAUAGCUGCCCAACUAAACAUAGCUAUACCUAUCAAUGAGAUCGAAACAUCUGAUGUUUUAGGGAAACUGCUUAACUCAGUAGAAAAGUGGGAAGAGUUCUACAAACUCUCUGCCAAAUGGACAGGAUUUAGCAUAAGAAGAGAUGAUGUCAAACGUGUUCAAGGGCAUAUAACAAUGCGUAGAUGGGUUUGUUCCUAUGAGGGUUAUCGAAGAGAAAGCUCUUCAGAAAGGCCACGAAAAAAAAGACCACACCCUCUCAUGAGAACUGGUUGCCAAGUUGCAUUGCGCGUGGUUAGAGUGGCUGGUGCAAAACGUGAAGAGAAGAUAAAAACCGACUCUGAAAGGGCAUUAGGCUUUCUUGAUUGCCUCUCUAAGAAGGAUCCCAAUUUCUUUGUGGUAUAUCAGGUUGAUGAGGACAAUUGUCUUGCCAACUUAUUAUGGCCUGAUGGAACCUCGCACUUGGAUUAUGUUGCCUUUAGAGAUGUACUGGGGUUCGACACCACAUACAUGACCAACGAAUACAAUAAGCCUCUCACCGUUAUGGCUGGUGUCAACCACCAUUUCCACACCUAUAUUUUUGGGUUUGCUCUUCUACUUCAUGAGAAGCAAGUCUCUUACUCGUGGCUUCUCAGAGUUUUCCUAUAA
Molecule: messenger RNA, 687 nt
Organism: Humulus lupulus (European hop)
Lineage: Eukaryota; Viridiplantae; Streptophyta; Magnoliopsida; Rosales; Cannabaceae
Product: protein FAR1-RELATED SEQUENCE 3-like
Exons: 2
Coding region: 1-687 (228 amino acids)
Biological process (GO): regulation of DNA-templated transcription
Source: RefSeq, a predicted model, not a curated record